This is a messenger RNA of Myxocyprinus asiaticus (Chinese sucker), 408 nucleotides long. Its product is annotated as cytochrome c oxidase subunit 5B, mitochondrial-like. Gene Ontology annotation, biological process: mitochondrial electron transport, cytochrome c to oxygen. The record is from RefSeq and is a predicted model, not a curated record. The transcript has 4 exons. Lineage: Eukaryota; Metazoa; Chordata; Actinopteri; Cypriniformes; Catostomidae. The coding region runs from base 1 to 285 and encodes 94 amino acids. Gene Ontology annotation, cellular component: mitochondrial envelope.
AUGAAAACACCUCAGCGUGCCAUGGCCGGAAAAGGUAUUCCAACAGAUGAGGAGCAGGCUGCAGGUUUAGAGCGACGCAUCCUACAGGCAAUGAAGAAGGGCCAGGAUCCAUACAGCAUACUCAAGCCAAAGGAAUACACUGGAACCAGAGGCGACCCUCAUAUUGUUCCAAGCAUCAAUAACAAACGUCUGGUUGGCUGCCUUUGUGAGGAGGACAACACAGCUAUAGUUUGGUUCUGGCUGCACGAGGGAAACCCGCAACGCAGCAUGUGGAUCUCAUUAUGAACUGGUUCAUCACGAGCUGCCGCAUUAAACUGAACUUCACCUGCAGGACCAUUUACACCUGAACCACUGCAGAAACACUGUGAGCCUCAGUGACUAUACCAAAUAUGUACAGAAUUCAUUAAU